AACUUUCAGAGGUGCACAAGUUACGCGCGCUGUCGUACGUGUCAGCUCUCCCUGUCAGUUCUCCGAGCAAAAUGCCAGCAUGUUGACUUUCUUUAGGACGGUGAAGUGGCAGCGUGUCCGUUUUGGGGGACAAAACAGUGCAGGCGUCUUCAUGAUGAAAACUUGAGCAAAGUUUAAUCUUAAACGAUCUGCGGCAUCAUGGCUCUCCACCACUGCGCCUCGCUUUCCAUUUGGGCAUUUAUUUUAAUUUUGUGCGCUGGCGUCUCUGAGUCUUACUUUGCCAUUCCGUUGAAAGUAAACGCAGGUAAAAUCAAUGUUUCUUCGACUCUGAGUAUGGCUUCGCUCCGGAGCGCAGCAGUGGACGGAAAAGGCUUGUCACUCGCAACGGACCUCACGGGUCAAGUCAACUUUCUGGAGUUGAUCAACAAUCUGCAAGGGGACGCUGGGAGAGGCUACUACAUAGAGAUGGCAGUCGGCACUCCUGGUCAGCCGGUAAACAUUCUGGUGGACACAGGCAGCAGUAACUUUGCUGUGGCGGCGGCGGCACACCCUUUGAUCACUCACUACUUCGACACUGCACUGUCCAGUACAUAUGUGUCAACAGGUCGAACAGUGGGAGUGCGGUACACCCAAGGAAACUGGGAGGGUGAGCUGGGGAUUGACCAUGUGUCUAUUCCCAAAGGCCCCAACGGAACAAUCACCAUCAACAUAGCAGCCAUCUUAUCAUCUGACGGCUUCUUCCUCCCCGGGAUCAACUGGCAGGGUAUACUGGGUCUGGCCUACCCCUUGCUAGCUCGACCUGACUCAUCAGUGGAGCCCUUCUUUAACUCGGUGGUCAAACAGCUGGGGAUUCCUGACGUCUUCUCCCUGCAGAUGUGUGGGACUGGACUGUCAGCCAGCAGCUCUGCAGAGCAGAGAGGCGGAAGUCUAAUUAUGGGGGGGAUUGAACCAACUCUGUACCGAGGGGCUGUGUGGUACACACCAAUCAUAGAGGAGUGGUACUACCAAGUGGAAGUGUUGAAGCUGGAGGUCGGAGACCAAAAUCUCGCUCUGGACUGUAAAGAGUACAACACGGAUAAAGCUAUAGUCGACAGUGGGACGACUCUGCUGCGACUGCCUGUCAAUGUGUUCACUGCAGUAGUGAAUGCCAUCACACAGAGCUCUUUGAUCCAAGACUUUUCUACAGGUUUCUGGGAUGGUACAAAACUAGCCUGCUGGAUGAAAGGUGAAACACCAUGGAGGUUUUUUCCCAAUUUGUCCAUCUACCUAAGGGCCACAAACACAAGUCAAUCCUUCCGCAUCACCAUCCUGCCCCAGUUGUACAUCCAGCCAGUCACAGACGUCGAUGGCACUCUUGACUGCUUCCGCUUUGGGGUGUCGUCUUCGGCAAAUGGCCUGGUGAUUGGGGCAACUGUGAUGGAGGGCUUCUAUGUGGUGUUCGACCGUGCCCAGAGGAGACUAGGCUUUGCACUUAGCAACUGUGCAGUGAGUGGAGGAGUGGCCCUCUCAGAAGUAGCUGGGCCCUUCUCUGCAGCAGACGUGGCAGGUGACUGCUCCACGCGGAUGUUCAAGGAGUCCAUCAUGUGGGUGGUGUCCUACGCUCUGAUGGCCGUCUGUGCCCUGGUCCUCAUCAUUCUACUGCUGCUGCUGGUGCUACCGUACAGACGCAGGCACCGCUCUGGUGAAAUCACAGACGAAUCCUCGCUCGUUCGAAACCGCAUCAAGUGACUGAGAGGGAAUGUGCAAGCCAACAAGGUGAGCAGGGACAUGUGCACUGAGCAAAGCACGACCGAAUCAGUGGAAAAAGGCAUUAGCCAAAGUCCACAGCAAUCUGGUCCCACAGACUCAAAACUGCACACGACCACUCGUCCCACAGAGGUACAUGUAGAGACUUGUGCUGCCUCUUAAAGGGAAACGUCACCCUGAAAUUCUCCUGCACUCUUCAAACGUUUGUGAGUCAAGUUUGAAAUGCAGAUUGUGGUGUAAUUACUUUGUAACUGAUAAUAAAUGUUUUGGUCAAUUUGUGUAUAUGCUCGUAUAUCUGACAUCAAACAGCGCUCUCUGUAAAAAUGGUAUUGUCACCGUUAACAUUAUGAUACUUUGUUUUGAACAAAUGUCCACCACAGUUCUUUUAAUUGUAAUCAUUGUACAUAUUCAUUUACAUCAGUUAAAUAGUUUUGCAAAAUACAUUUUUGAAUUUCAAUAUUAAUUAGCUGAUCACAGUUGAUAUUUCUGCCACACCCUAAUUAGCCUAAUUAGUUUGUUCUUCCAACCAUUAUAAUUUAUUUCAACCUAAAACAAAUCAAACAUGAUAAACAUUUAUAUUUGCCAGCUCCUAGGAACUCAGUACACUACUGUAUUACAAAUAAGUUUUGAUUUCUGGUGUCCUAAAUAGAUAUUAAUGUGUGAAAUCUGAUCAAUAGCACUUAACAGUGCUUUAAGUGCCUUCCCUCUGUUGAUGCAAAAAGAUUUUUUGGCAGCAGUAAGAAUCUAAACUGCACUUUUUCAUGAUCAAAUCACAUGCUACUACUGCUAUAUUUAAAUGUAUAUUUUUUUUCUGAAUAGCCACAUAUUGUAAUUGUACUGUAGAUAUCUGUGUAUAAAAUAAUAGGCCUACCGUGGAAUCAAAAACAAAUUGCUUAUUAUUGCUUUAAAUUGUUGCUUGAGAGUACACUUGAAUCUUUAAAUGUGUAAUUAUUUAAAUAUAUUCUGUGCUUGUAAUGUUUGUAAAAAUGUGACCACAUAGAAGUGAUACUGAAGCAGGUUGUUUUUAACACGGUGAGUGCAUGGCGGCAUCUGGUGGAACAAAAUGCAAUUGCAAUAUCAUGCCUUAGAGGCACAAAUUAACAUUAUCCUUUGGGUAUUUCUGUACUGUAAACAAUAAAACCUCCUACAGGCAAUAGAAUGUCGGUGUUUUAAGUGGCUGGUGACACGCAACAACAUAUUUACAGCACAGCAGAAUUUGUGAGCAAAGUUAAAAGCAAAGUCCAGUUUGAUCCUGAUGAGACAAUGGUUUCCUUUGAUGGGACCCUCUUUUCACUUGUAUCCCUACAUCAGGAUUGGUGGAGGCAGCAAAGAGGACACUACUGCAGGAAACUAAGCUAGAGAACUAAACAUUCACCUGACCGAAGCUACCAGCUGCUGGAAAUUUGAUUCAUUCUGUCAAAUGGACAAAGUUUAAAUUUCUCCUUUACUAUGGAUC
Boleophthalmus pectinirostris (great blue-spotted mudskipper) is the source of this 3202-nucleotide messenger RNA. It is a transcript of the gene bace2, whose product is annotated as beta-secretase 2. The record is from RefSeq and is a predicted model, not a curated record. Gene Ontology annotation, biological process: membrane protein ectodomain proteolysis; amyloid-beta metabolic process. Gene Ontology annotation, cellular component: endosome; trans-Golgi network; membrane. Gene Ontology annotation, molecular function: aspartic-type endopeptidase activity. NCBI's taxonomy places the organism in Eukaryota, Metazoa, Chordata, Actinopteri, Gobiiformes, Gobiidae. The transcript has 9 exons. The coding region runs from base 199 to 1728 and encodes 509 amino acids.